Molecule: messenger RNA, 2659 nt
Organism: Diprion similis
Lineage: Eukaryota; Metazoa; Arthropoda; Insecta; Hymenoptera; Diprionidae
Exons: 9
Coding region: 51-2621 (856 amino acids)
Source: RefSeq, a predicted model, not a curated record
CUUGAACAUUUAUGACCGAUAAUUGAUCGUUUCCGGUUUGAGUUGUGAAAAUGACGGGAACAGUGAGUUUUCUGGAAAAAUCCUCCAGACAGGAUUCUCAACUAGAGAGUUUCGCGUCCGUUGAUUCGGAGGAACGGAAAUCACCGGUCAUGCAAGGAGUUAAUGGCGAACGGAAGGAAGCCUCGAGGAAAGUGAGCCUAUUUGCGAUCUACGCAAAGAUCUUCCGGGUUAUGCUGGCCAGGUGGGUCCAGACUACCGAUCCUAACGAAGAAAAAUAUAUACGGGAAUUGGAGGAACUCGUGCUGCCGAGCAACGAAGAGUGGCGUCGUCAAGUUUAUUAUCGUCUGGUGGAUCUGCAGCGUGAAAUCGACGCCGAAGGUGACGCUGCGGAGAUGGAGGCUGACGCGGAUAAAGAGCCAAAGGACAACAAGGAAUGGGAAUGGCAGCCAACGCCGGGUGCCAGUGGAUAUCCUUUGCGUCCUAAGGGACGAAGGGAUACCUCGGCUGGUUCCUGGGAGGCGAUCGUAAGCGCGGGUGGCUCGAUGACGGAGGCUUGUAUCCAGCCGGGAUGGCGAGUCGGUGAUUUAAUCCUGGCAUCGAAGGUCCUUCAGAAACAAUCCUCACCACCGACUUACACCGACGAAGCAGAGAUGCGACGAGUCUUCGGCCUUGUUUACGACGUCCUACGAUAUAAAAAUAUUCUCAAUCAUGCCUUGGAGGAUAUUGGUUUCUGGUAUCAUCACCCGGAUUUUAAACGCGAGGAGAGAAUCGUUUGGCUUCUUCUCUACGACAUGCAGGGUCGUAAGUUUGGUCGUCGAGGUGAGGUGAACGAGGUUGCUGAGCGAGAAAAGGCCUUCCAAGAAGCAGGCCUCAAGGAGAUCGAGGACGCUUUGCUCGAGUCGAAGACACGCUUAGCCGCGAGUGUGUCGCGGCUACGUAUAGGUGGCUCAGCCCUCAAUUUGAGUGAAUUACUCCCGCAGCACCUUCGAACCGCCGAAGGUGUGGUUUGGGGUGAAAACGGAGCCGUAGCCUCUGGCUGGGUAAACACGCUGAAAAUAUCCAGCAAAGAGGAAUUCAUCCGGGAGAUGACUGGUCUGGGAUUGACCCUGUGCAUGGACUGCUCCGCGGAGGAAAUCGACGAAGGAACAUUCCUCUUCGAUCCGACGUGUCCGAAGGUCGUCAACUUCCACGAUGCUGCUCGAGAGACCAUUGCGAGGUCCGACCUUGUUCGAAGUUACCAAUUUGUUUUCAUGGAAAGGUCGUUGUGCUUAGGCGCAGCAGCGUUGGCACAAGCAGUGAGAAUGGGCCACCUCUGUGGUCCAGUAGUCCUGACUCAUGCCCUAGCGCCAAGACACACUGGCUACCUGGCGGGCCUCCUCGCAGACAUAGACGACGCUGGUCGACUCCUCGCUUUCGGCACAGGACAACUUCGGCGAGAGUACGAGACGUACCUGCGAAAUCUUGGAGUGACGCUUCAGCAGUGCCGCGUAUUCGCUGAGUCGUACACCUCGCCUCCGGCUUCCGCAGAACUGGAAAGGGCUACCAUAGUAUUGGCGACUCCACCAUGCAGCUAUACCGGCAUACGGGAUGCCGUCGAUCUGGCCGUUGCUCGAGGCGGUGAAACGUUGUUGUUGGAAGCUCUGACGGACGUCGACGGCGGACUUAGACAACCGCAUACUCUGCUUGCCGAGCAGUUGGAAACCCUAAGACACGCUUUGACGAGGCCCAAUGUUCAGCUUCUGAUUUAUCAGGCGCACAGUAUUCUACCUGCUGAAACUACGGAAAUGGUGGAGCAGGUGACACAGUAUGCCAACAGAAUGGCCGUUGAGAAAUACAUCCGUGAGCACUCGCCGAAAAGAAAAUUCCUGAGUAAAGAAGCUGGGAGUAGAAGCGCUAGGUCUAUCAAAUCCAGCAAGCGUAGUCAGCUGGCUCUUGAACUACCCAAAACACAACCGGAAGACCGAAGAUCUACUUCAGUUUACGACGAUGAGGACGAGGCCUCGAUAUCACCUUCGAUCGAGGACAAGGUACCGGACAGCGAUUUGUUCGAGUUUGGUCAAGUGGACGAGCUGUGCGGCAAGUCAUCAAAUAAAUCAGUGGACGGGGGCUGUUAUCUUGCGCUUAUACGACGCAAGGAGAUGAUGCAGUUUAAUUCUCUCUUCAUGAUCAAAGUUGCAGAAGCCAAAGGUCUGUUCGGGGAUCCGAACAAGCAGCCUGCCCAACCAAAAGAAGAGCAGCAACCAUUGCCGGUGCGGCAAGGUUCACAGCAGAGUCGUAAGGGCUGCAAGCGUAACAAGAUUCAAAUGGAUCGGAUAGCAGCUCCAACCUUCUCAUCAAUGGUUAGAAACUUCAGGCACAGCAGCACCUGUCCUCGCCAUAAUCAUCACGUUGCACACGACGAGAGGAUAGCUCUUGAACAGGUACGUGACGCCCGGCGUCGCGACGCUCGUCGCUGGUGGGACGAGCUGGCGCCAUACUUGCUUCGCUCUACUCCAAAAAUUCGCAAAUCUUCUGGCUUUCGCGCGACACGAACUGACCCUAAAACAAGAAAGGUCUUCUACUCGCUGCACGUCGAGGAGAUCUCCUACAUGCAAGCAACUGGCACUGUUUUAAGCGCCUGACCAGUCUACGAGAGAAUUUCAGUGUGGUUGGGUGAAUU